AGCAAAAAACCACACCAACAGGGCCACUAUUAUGCCGUCUGUAAACGACAACUAAAGAAAUCGCAGUAGAAAACAAACAGCGAAGAAGAAGAAGAAGAAGAAUUUCGAUCGAGAGAAAUGGCAGGGAGAUUAAGCAAUGUGGCGUCCAAGAUCAUGGGCGGAAACGGCGUCGUUUGCCGCUCCGUCGCCUCCUCUCUCCGCCUCCGCUCCGGCAUGGGCCUCCCAGUCGGCAAGCACAUCGUCCCCGAAAAGCCCCUUCCUGUGAACGACGAAUUGGUUUGGGACAACGGAACCCCAUUUCCCGAGCCCUGUAUAGAUCGUAUUGCCGAUACUGUUGGUAAGUAUGAAGCAUUGGCUUGGCUAUGUGGAGGUUUGGGCUUUUUCGCGUCCUUGGGAUUGUUGGCUGUUUGGAAUGACAAAGCCUCCAAGAUUCCUUUUACACCCAAAGUUUAUCCCUAUGACAAUCUACGAGUGGAGCUUGGUGGAGAACCAUAGGUAGAUCUGGGAGUGGCUAGUUGCUGGUUACUUAUGUUUAAGAUUGUCUUUGGUUUUUGUAUGUUUUCGGAGUUUGGAAUGGUUCAAAAUAAGGGAUCAUGGUUACCUUAUGUGUAAACUUAAAUAAUAGAUCAUUUUCGCCUUUUUCUGAA
Messenger RNA from Morus notabilis, 647 nucleotides. Its product is annotated as NADH dehydrogenase [ubiquinone] 1 beta subcomplex subunit 8, mitochondrial. The record is from RefSeq and is a predicted model, not a curated record. Lineage: Eukaryota; Viridiplantae; Streptophyta; Magnoliopsida; Rosales; Moraceae. The coding region runs from base 118 to 495 and encodes 125 amino acids. The transcript is spliced from 4 exons.